AGCCCCUGCGAGGAAACCGCGCGCUUCCUGCGGCUCCGGCCGGGGAUAUAGGCGCCCCCGCCCGGGCCCGGCUCCGCGCCGCCGCCCCUCCUCGCCUGCUCGCCGCGCGAUGGCCUCGCUACGGGCGGAGCGCACCGCCGGCGGCCCGCGGCUGCCUGCGACCCGCGCCGGGCGACCGGCAGCGCUCCGCCUCCUCCUCCUGCUGGGCGCUGUCCUGAAGCCCCAGGAGUCCAUGGCUCAGCUUUGUCCCACCAGGGGCAGCUUGGAGUCAGAAGGGAAAAUGGUGGAGAACUAUGAGACAAAUGUCAAACUUUGCUGGCAGCGUUAUAAGAUUUAUAUGGACACUAUCGAAAAAGAUUGGUGUGACUGGGCCAUGAUUAGCAGGCCUUAUAGCGCCCUGCAACAUUGCUUGGAGCAGACUGCAGAAGAGUUUGGCCUGGGCUUCCCCAAUCCUUGGGCAGAACAGAUCAUCUUUGAGACUCAUCAGAUCCACUUUGCCAACUGCUCCCUAGUGCAGCCCACCUUCUCAGACCCCCCAGAGGAUCUGCUCCUGGCCAUGAUUAUAGCCCCCAUUUGCCUCAUCCCCUUCCUUGUCACCCUUGUGGUGUGGAGAAGUAAAGACAGUGAAGCCCAGGCCUAGGGUGGCAUGAACUUCUCAGCAGCCAUCUUACUCCUUUCCCCUGCCACCACCAGGUCUCUCUCCUCCCCUCCCUACCUCUUUCUCUCACUCCCACCCCCACCACAGAGCCUUGGAUUGGUGGAAAUGGAAGCCGGGAGGGGUCAUGGCACAAAUUCUGUAAUCUUCAAAAUAAAGCACUUUUUU
Molecule: messenger RNA, 823 nt
Organism: Ceratotherium simum simum (southern white rhinoceros)
Lineage: Eukaryota; Metazoa; Chordata; Mammalia; Perissodactyla; Rhinocerotidae
Gene: RAMP2
Product: receptor activity modifying protein 2
Biological process (GO): G protein-coupled receptor signaling pathway; cellular response to hormone stimulus; intracellular protein transport
Cellular component (GO): cell surface; membrane; signaling receptor complex
Molecular function (GO): coreceptor activity
Source: RefSeq, a predicted model, not a curated record